Messenger RNA from Hippocampus comes (tiger tail seahorse), 5264 nucleotides. RefSeq names its product MLLT10 histone lysine methyltransferase DOT1L cofactor (gene mllt10). Gene Ontology annotation, cellular component: nucleus. Gene Ontology annotation, molecular function: histone binding; nucleosome binding. The transcript is spliced from 20 exons. The record is from RefSeq and is a predicted model, not a curated record. Lineage: Eukaryota; Metazoa; Chordata; Actinopteri; Syngnathiformes; Syngnathidae. Gene Ontology annotation, biological process: regulation of transcription by RNA polymerase II. The coding region runs from base 239 to 3175 and encodes 978 amino acids.
GACGUACUUCCGGUUUCACUUGGAGGAACCCCCCCCCCCGACAACCUCCUGAUUGCGUCGCGAAGUGGUUGUUUUGGUUGAAAAUAUCGCGUCAAGAAAGCACAUAAACACGUUUAAAACAUGGGAAUUCGGACGAGUGGGACCAAAUGCAGCGUGGGAGAGGAUCGAGGGACGCGUUAAGCGAAGGAUUUGACUCGUCUUCCUGUGGUAUUGCUCCGCAUGUUCAGUUUCUUCGUAGAUGGUCUCCGGAGAGCGUUGUCUGCUGGUGGACACAGAGUUGUCGACGAGUAACAUGAAGGAGAUGAUUGGAGGGUGUUGUGUUUGCUCAGACGAGAGAGGCUGGGCGGAGAACCCGCUCGUAUACUGCGACGGACACGGCUGCAACGUCGCUGUGCACCAGGCCUGUUAUGGCAUUGUACAGGUGCCCACUGGUCCGUGGUUCUGCAGAAAGUGUGAAUCUCAGGAGAGAGCGGCUCGGGUGAGAUGUGAGCUGUGUCCCCACAAAGAUGGCGCCCUGAAGAGGACGGACAAUGGCGGCUGGGCCCAUGUGGUGUGUGCUCUUUACAUACCUGAGGUGGAGUUUGCAAAUGUCUCAACUAUGGAGCCCAUCGUACUCCAGUCUGUGCCCCAUGACCGCUACAACAAGACAUGCUAUAUCUGCGAGGACCAAGGCAGAGAGAGUAAAGCGGCCACCGGAGCAUGCAUGACCUGUAACAAACAUGGCUGCAGGCAGGCCUUCCAUGUCACAUGUGCCCAGUUUGCAGGGUUGCUGUGUGAGGAACAAGGGUCGGAUGCAGACAACGUCAAGUACUGCGGUUAUUGCAAAUACCACCACAGCAAAUUGCGAAGACGCAGGGGCCGCGGUAGUAGAUCUCAAAGCUUAAGUGACUCUUCCUCUCAGUGUAUGGAUAGACCCCCAGACCAGGAAAAGAAGAAACACAAAGAACGGGACAGACACAAACCCAAACACAAGAAGACCUCCAUGGACAUGUCCCCCUCCCUUGUUCUCCCAAACAUCAUGGUCCCAGAGAAGACCUACACCAGCAGCAAUUCGGUGGUAGGGGGCCCCGCUCUCCCAGCAGCCUCGCAGAAGCGGCUGGAUGACGGGAGCGCCCGUUUCACCAACGCCAACUUUCAGGAAGUGUCAUCCUCUCACUCUCUGGCAAGCGCCAAGGACUGUCUCGCCGCUGAUGCCGGGAAGGUGGCAUCUGAGAUGAAGAGCAAGAAAACUCCCGCUGGAAGCCACGCGGUGGGGCAGAGGGGUAGCCGGAAGUCUCUCACCUCCUCAGGGAAAGCGCUCCCCUCUGCUGUUGUCACCAUGGCAACCUCCACAUCUGCCUCCACUGGACCUUUCCACCAAGGCCUGCUGUUGACGAGUGCCAGCAAGACAGCCUGUGCCCCCACAUCCUCUGAUUUCCUAAGCUUCGCCGACUCCUCCUUGCGCCCAGGAAGCGUGACUUCCUUCUCAUCGCCGCCAUCUUUCAGCUCCCUUGUGAAGCCGAGUUCAGAGGGCGCCGCUUCAGAGGGAACCACAAACCUUUUUGCCUCUCUUGCAACGACCGCUCCUGCAGGUGAUAGUUGCACUCUACUUUUGUCUUGUUUUUCAAGUUUUGCAUGGCCGCAGCCCUCCGGCACCGGCCCGGGGAACACUGGAGCAACCGCGGGAGGUGGGGAGGAUGGAGUCAAGAAGAAAAAGAAAGGCAACUGGCGCAACAGAUUUGGACCUUGCUUCACAACGGACGUCAAACCACCAGAGUCAUCAUCACCCUCCCUCGCUUUGCCCACCAUCUCCACGGCCAACGCCUCCUCCUCUUCCGCCGCACCCCCCCCUACGUCCUCCUCCUUGACGCUUUCUGGCCGGCCCGGCUUAGCUUGCAGCGGUGGUUUAGGAAUGGGAGGAGGCGAAAGAGGUCUCGGGGUCAUAGGUGUCGGCAGCGGGAUGCAGAAGUCCCCCUCACUCCUUAGGAAUGGGAGUCUGCAAAGCAGCAGCGGACCAGGUGUUUUCUCCGGUGGCGAUGGGUCGUCUUUGUCGGGCCCUGGUGCUGUCGCCAUGGGCGGAGUCAACUCGGACCAACUGCAACCCGCACCUUCGCUGGCCCCUCCCUCUCCCUUCACCGCCACCGCACCCCUGACCGGCACGGCCACCACACACGUGAGUGCCCUUCCAGGGUCAGUUUUCAACAUGGCUCCCUCACAUAUGUUUGGUAACCGUCUGAAUCCGAACUCUGCCAUGGCAGCGCUCAUCGCCCAGUCGGAGGCCUCACCCGCAGAUCAGGAAGCCGGAGACACCGGCGUCGGUGUGCAGGGCUUCUCAAUCAGGGCUUCUCCCAAGACCACGCCGCGCUCGCCAAUUGGCGGCCUGCAGAUCCGCUACGACUCGUCAGGGUCGUUGCCGGGACCAGGGCUCGGGUUGCUAGGGGCUGGGGGGGGCGGCGGCAGCGGCGAGACGCUGCCCCCGGUGGCCACCACCAUAGAGCAGCUCCUGGAGAGGCAGUGGAACGAGGGGCAGAAUUUCCUACUGCAGCAGGGCGCGCAGGGCGAUGUGGUGGGCAUGCUGAAGUCUCUCCAUCAGCUGCAGGAGGAGAACAGGAGGCUGGAAGAGCAGAUAAAAACGCUCACUAUGAAGAGAGAGCGACUGCAGCUUCUCAGUGCUCAGCUAUCAGUGCCUUUCAUGCCCACCUCAGCCUCCUCUGAUGUAAAGGGGGCGGCCUCUGACUCAUCGUUACCUGUGGCAGCUCAGGACAGCGCGUCAUGUGGCGGCCACAGCAGUAGCGGCUCUACCUCUUCCCUGUCAACCCCCCCCUCACUUUCUCAAAGCCCACCUCAGCCCCAGCUAAACGGCAUCAUCGCCGCAGGGACCACCCCAGCCGGGCUGGGGAGCAUGUCUGGACUGAUGGGCGCCUUUGGUGGCGGAAGCGCGCUCGGCAUGGGGGGCAUCUCUGGCACUCUGAACGGAGUGAUCCAGACGCCGGCAGGGACCGGAAGCCCUCACGCGACGGGAGCUUCAACCGUGCCUGUCAAUAACAGUGCUGGCAUGUUGGACUGUACCAGCUCUGCAGUUAGUAAGAACGGUUCUGCGCGGCUCAGCUUGGCGGACCAGCAGAGGCUCCUCCAGCAGCAGCAGCUCCAGCAGCUGCUGGCAUCCCAACCCUCAGCGGUAUGCCACACACGAUGAGCUACUUGAUGCUUCAAUGCAAUGAAUGAUUGAAUCGUUGUCCUCUCUUCCCCGUAUCUGUCUUCUCUUAGGAGCACUUGCAUUGACUUCACUCCUCUGUCCCUUCCUCGUCUCUCGUCUACAAUCGAGCUAUCUGUCUGAUGUUGACCAUUUUCACACCAUUAUUCCCUCCUCAGCCCCCUCGUGUUCUUUUUGCGCCGCUGUUCUCCCAGCAGCAGCUCUCGCAGUUAAUGCAGCAAGAGCCGCCGCAGCCCUACACUGGCCACAUUUCCUCCAUCAACAGCCCCCAAGUGCUCUGGUACACUUGCAUGCAUACCUCAAAAAAGGACACGGAGGAAGGCUGUUGCAAUUGCAGAGCAGAAGACAAGACACGUAGUGUUUGGACAUCAAUGUCAUUAUCCCUGUAAUUGAGAAGACAAAUACUAUGCCCCUUCCCCAUUUUUUUUAUUUUUUGGGCGGUAUGUGUGUCUCUGCGUAUAACCGUCACACCUGUCUCUUAUUAGGGUCACGGCCCACUGAGCGAUGUCAGGGGAAAUCCGGUCAACACUGCAGUGUUGAGGGUUUUGCCACGACAUUUCACGAGCGGCCGAAGUUUUGCGGCAAUUUAAAAUUUGAAUUGCAAUUCCACGUAGCGACACAGAACAACGUAUUGCACGGGGAGCCUCAGAACACGAUACGGGCUUGCACGCUUCACAUCGUAGGGGAGUCGCGGGGACAUUAUGCCAUUCGAUGGGCGGCGCUGAAUGGCCGACUGUCAUUUUGGAUGGUCGGGUUCUCGUCGAGUUGAGAAACGUCGCAACGUGCGCGGUGGCCCUCGGAUGCUUUUCCUCCCACCUGAUCGGGUCUUUCUGCUACGUCAUUCUCUCAGGGGCCUUUUAGCACACGUGCUCGCAAAAAACACAGUGUGUUUUGUCCGAAAAAAACAAAACGGCGGAAUCCCUUCGAAUAUAGCAGAUGCGUGUUUGGCAUUUGUGCGGCUCCAUUUGCGUGUCCUCGUGCCAAGUCUGGCUCCGUCGCCACCGAAUCCUGCUUACGACGCUCUCCUUUGGGGGCCGCUCAAGAGAGAGCUCACUUCAGAGGGCACAAAUGUCCACAGGAGGAACGACAACGAAAUGAGCACGUGGAUUCCCAUACCUAUGCGUGACAAAAUGCGGAAGUGGUCAUCCUUCUCGAACGAGUCCCCGAGCUGCACCUACCUCUCCAGCACACAGGACCUAAAUGGCCAGCAGCCGGCCAAUAAAAAUCCACAAGAGUCAGGAGCGGCCAAACAACGUCCAUGCUAAAAGUGCCUGAGCUCAAGCGAUUUUCUUUUUUUUCCCCCCCUAAAACUUUCACCCCGCUCUCACUCUGCUAUCUUCAUGCUGCUGGCAAUUAAGCUGUGUUGCCAAGGCAACCGAUUAUGAAACACUCUGUCUUGUCACUUAAAACCAGGAAAUGUUAUUGUGACGUAUUCUGCAAUAUUCAAGCCCAUUUUUGCAUUGUGCUUUUUAUUUGUGCGUUGAUGUCACGGGUGUGUGAUGGUUAUGUCUUGCAGAUGUUGCUAUUGAACAUCUCCUUGUCCUACUGUGCAAAGUUUGGUGUUCUUAUUUUGGCUUGCCGUUAGCCCUUUGAUUGACUUUGAUUCUGAUUCACGUCUUCAUGUUGAUCAUUCAUGAUGGGGGGAGUGUGUGACUGCAGCUGUUUAAAGGGUGGGUGUGGGGUUCGUUCUUACCUCUUUAAAUGUAAAUAGAGAUUUUUCCUCAUUGGCUGGUGGUGUACAUAAGGGUUGGUGAGAAGCAAAGCCAAUGAAGGAUCAGUUUGGAUGUGUGAUUUUUGUAUUUUGGGGCGUGGGGGGGUUGUGUUGGAGGGGUACUAGACACACAAAGUAUUAAUUUAUUUUUAUAUGUGCAGGGACAUUGUUUCUUUUUUUUUCUUUUUUUUUAUAGGUUUCACACUGUUUUUCUUGACGUUUUAUACUCCAGGGCACGUGUUUUUUCAUCUGUACACAAAAUGUUUAUAUCCGUUUGUACAAGUAAAAAAAUAAUGACGGGCAGGGGAAAUGACUUUGUCUUUCAAAUCACAAAUUAAAGAAACACUCUGGAUUAACUAA